UUUUUAACAUUUGCGUCGCCGUGUAUCUGCCUGUAUUACAGUUGUCUAUGCUGUAGAUUAUUGCCUUGCUGGUUUUAAUCUUCUCUUCCUGGUUUCCUCCCCUUGGAUUCUUCACUUUGGCUCCUUUCGUGGUGCAAAAGGUGCAUCUUAAAGCCGUUUUGUUUUGCUUGAAGGGCUGGUAGAUAACUUGCAUUCGCUUGUUUUUCUUUACUUGUGGGAUAAGAAAAUUUCUCGUUAAUUCCCAGGAAGCUUGGAAAUAUCAGAGGCACCGAGCGGAGCAGAGUGUGGACAGGACCCUGACCUCCUGCCCCAGAGGUCGGGGUUGUCUGGGGCCAGGUGUGGGCUGGAGCCGUGCCGUGGAAGGCACAGACGGGGCCGCCGCGGGGAGGGCCUCAGGGGAUGCUGUCGCCCGUGGGGACAAAGCUCAGGCCAGACGGGGACACAGAGUGAGGGACAGAUGAACCAGAGCAGCUCUCGCCCAGCACAGCAGACGUCAGGUGGCCCAGACCCCAGAUCCGCAUUUGCACGCUGAAGCCAUGUGCCGAACACGGGUGCUGACAAACAGAGGGGGCCCUGAAGCAAGCUGAAUCCAGGCAGGCACAGGUCCGAAUGUGGGGGUCCCCCCGAACGUGGGGGGAUACCCGAGAGGUGAAACAGACAGCGGGCAGGCUCGGAGCAGACCGGGAGUAACUGAAAGCCUGCAAGGUACGUUCUGUCCUGUGCUCACGGGCGAAGGGAAGACGUGGCCCGGAAAAGGACCCCCAGGACACCCCCAUCUUACAGGCAAGGGGACUGGGACUGAAUGCGGCAAUGUCUUCCGGGGGCUAUGCUGGUCAACAGUGAGUCUCCGGAGUCUGAGUUUUCCCGUGACGUCGCACUGCCUCACACAGCAUUCUGAAGAAGUGUGGUGCUACCCUUAGCUUUUUGGUGAUUUUCAAGGUGUUUUAUGUUGGAGAGCGAUUGUAUUUUAUCUUUUAUUUUAUUUUAUCUUAUUUUUUAAGUUUAUUUAUUUAUUUUGGGAGAGACAGUGUUGAGCAAGUGGGGGAGGGGGCAGAGAGAGAGGGAGAGAGAGAAUCCCACCCAGAGCGGGGCUCGAUCGCAUGAACCGUGAGAUCAUGACGUGAGCCGAAAUCAAGAGUCAGAUGCUUAAGGGACUGAGCCACCCAGGCGCCCCUGGAGAGUGAUUUUGUGAGGAAGAGAAGUUCACUAGGGUCACUUCAAAACACAGAUCUUUCAGUGGAAAGACAUGAAUGGCCUUGCCCUGUCCCCUCCCAUUGUGUCUUGGGGUCCCGGCCGACGUCCUUGCUCUGGCCUCUCGCUGCCAUGGUGCAUGGUGGGUCAGCAGGCGGGGAAGAGCUGGGGCUUCUGGAGCCAGGGCCCAUGCCUCAGUUUCCCCACCAUGGCAGCUCUCCACGUCUUUGUGCGAUGUCUUCCCCCCACCCCGCUCCCCAGCUGUAUGGCUGCCUCGUCUGACUGCAUCGGCGCCCAAGCCGGUAUACACGUUCCCCCUCGUUUUGGCUUUCAGUUCCCUUUUAAGGAAGCUUAUUUUUCUGACAGCCUGCUCGUGAGUCACCCCUCGUCCAGUAGCCAGACAUCGUGUUCUUGUGUGCCCUUGGUUGGUUGGUUUCCGGUUCGUCAAUCAUGGGGAAAGAAGGCAAAAACAGCCUUAUGCCUUUUAGAGACCGGAUGUCAGAAUCAAAAGGAUUGUGACUUCCUCUUGCCUGUGCACAAAAUUGCUGCAAGCCUGGGUGUUUUGGAACCACAUAAUUGCAGGCUGCUCCAGUCCUGGAGGUCAGAAGUCCAAAAUGAGUCUGGGGCAGGGGGCAGGAAUUGAGGCUGGUUCUUUCCGGUGGCUUCUGGGAGAGCCCAUUCUUGGCCCCAUCGCCCCCUCUCUGCUUCCACGGCCACGUUUCCUUCCCCGCUACAGUCAAGAGCUGCCCCUGCGUCGCUCUCGCAAGGACAACUGUGAUUCCGUGUGGCCCGGAAAACCCGGGAGAAUCCCCCCAUCUCGAGACCCUUAACUCAAUCACAUCUGCAAAGUUUGUUUUGCUACUUAAGGUGACAUUUGCAGGUCCCAAAGAUUCGCUAUGGAUUUCUUGCGGGGCCGUUACUCAGCCUCCUGCAGCCCACUCUCUGGCCUCCAAAGAUUCCAGUCCAUCCUCUAUGUGUUCACCCCAUUCCAACCCAUUACACCAUCAACCCGAACCCAAAAUCUUUUCUCGACUGUCUAAGUUAGGUGUUGGUGAUAUUCUGCAUAUGAUCUAUCCUGGGGCAAAUCCCUUUCUACCUGUGGGGACCCGGAAAAUGAGUUAUCCGGUCCAACAAUACACUGGUGGGACAGGCACAGGAUAACAGUUACACACAUUUCCAUUUCAAAAGAGAAAACGAAUUAAAGAAAGGAGUCACUGUCCGGAGCCGUUUUAAAACUCCACCAGGAAAGCCAUUCGUUUUCAGGGCCUGGGAAUAAUCUGUAGCCCUCUGGGCCCAGGCCCUUGCCCUAAGGAUCAUCCUUCUGUGUUCCUGAAGGGUGGGACACGUUGAUGGCAACUCUCCCUACCAGCCUGGGUUCUGCUUGUAGAAGUUUGAGAGCCCAGCAGCCACCUUUCAUGCAAUCUCUUCUCUGUCCUUUUCGGCCCACGCUGGUAGCGUUUCUACUGGUAUAAUAGCCUCAAAGCCUGUGUGUAUUGCCCAUGUGUGUCACAGGGCUUCUCCCUACUCCACGGGACAGUCUUCCAAAGGUCUUUUCUGGAGGAUGUCAUUUCUGUUCCUGGCUUCUGCUGAGAUGGCCGGGGGAAUCCCAGAGCCACCCAGCUAAUCUGUACGGCACUGGCAGAAGGCGGUCCGGUCCCACCCCCGGCGCCUCCCGUCCAGCACACGCUUUCCUGACAGCGAAUGUCCUGAUGGUAGCAUCUUCUGCAAUCUGGAUGGGCGGAGGGCCCUUGAGGGCACGGGUGUCGUAAGCUCCCGGGGACGCCCAGCUCUCUGCACGCACGGGAGGGAGCAGCUGCAGUAACCCCAGGGCUGGCUGGUAAGAAACCGUAGAUGUGAGCUGCCGGGAGCAAGCCACGCGGAGGCUGGGAGCUGAGCUCGCUGCAUGAAGGGAACCCCAGAUCCAAGGGACACCAGCCGCAGCAGCAUCUAUCAUAGAAUGACACAGCAGAACCGUGCGAGGGCUCAUCAAGGCACGGCGCGGUGACGAGGCAUGCUCUUGGCAGACGUGUUCUCUUGCCUUUUAUCCAAAACACCGCUGCUUCAUUCUGCCUCCUUGUUCUGGAAGGUUCCUUAGAGAUUAGAGAGGUUUCAAUAUUGGAAGGCCUUGCUGACGAUGCGGAAUCUGCUUGGGAUUCUCUCGCUUUGGCUCUGUCCCUCCCCGCUUUCGCGCACUCUGUUUCUAAGUGAACAGAUGAAUACCGGGAGACAAGUCGUAACCACAAUAUCGCAUGGAUCCUAUCCCCUCCACGCCUCUCGUCCAUCUGGAAGAUGUCACCGUCUUAAUCAUCUCUGAACACGCACCCAUCCCUCCCUCUGACCAGCCUGCUAAUCCCCCUGACAGAGGAGGGAGGCCACCAAGUAGAGGCACGCAGGACGAUGUGAUUAGUGUGAGGUUAAGACACCGGAUGACUGCUCUGUCCUGAGCACACGCCGUGCAUGUAACCCGUCUGCCAUCUGGGGACCUGACCCUGACUCGGCUUUCCCAAUGGCUCUUUCCCGGUGGCUCUUUCCCAAUGGCUCUUCUAUUUACAGAAGCGGCUGGUGCUGGCACGUGAGCAGCUCCCAUCCGCGUAUCUGUGUGAGCUCCCCGAGUCCGCACGGCCCGCUGUUUCUCCCCACAACAAUAAGUGGCUGUUCCAGUCACCCCGUCCUCCUACUAUCAGUGUCUGUGGGACCACAGCCAGACACUGGUCCUCAUCUUCCGGACAUCUACCAACCCCCCACAGGGUAUGGGCCUGGCCCGGCCCCAGGCCACCCGUGCCCCCCCAGUCAGACUUGGACCGUUCCCCGGGGAACUCAUACGUGGCCACGGACCGAAUUGUGCCCCCCGCCCCCAAAUUCAUUUGUUGGAGUCCUGGCACCCAGUGCGAUGAGAGAGGGCUUUCAGGAAGUCAGAUGAGUUCGUAAAGGUCAGGGUCCUACUCUGAUAAGACAGUGGCCUUACACAGAGAAGAGAGAGCGGUCUCCUUCUCUGCGCACACACACUGAGGCAGGGCCGCCGUGACAAGGUGACCAUCUACAAACCAGGAAGAAACAAACCCGCCAGAUCCUCCCCCGGGACUUCCAGCCUCCAGAACUGGGAGAAGCUGGCAUUCUGUUGCUCGCGUCCCCCCCAGCAGACGAAGACACACACGGGCGCAGAGACGAAGAAACCCACCGGCUCAGAUGGCGAGGCCUGAGUGUUUCACCCCAGGCCCGGGCUGGGACACGAAUGUACACGCGAAUUGCAGAUCUGUGUACCCUUGUUGCUAGUUUUCCCUAAAGCCCCGACUGAGAUACUUACUUCCAGGUUCUAUAUUUGGACCGUGGCAUUUGGGCAGGACUCGCCUCCAUUUGGAGCCACUAGCCCGCCAUCCCAAGACCGCGCGCUGGGCUAAGUGUGCCGGGAAGCCCAGAGCCAUUUCCCUGGAGGCUCAUUCCCACCCAGAAUCUCUGACUCUGAAGCCGGUUCACCUCCCGCCUCCCCAAGAAGGUGGCAGAUGGACCCCUUGGCUGGUGCAGGCUCCGUGCUCAAGGACAACUCCGUGAUGCUGGGGACCCCUGAGCGGGCCUCCGGGGGGGCCGGCUCCUCAGCUCCCAUAGCACGGCUGAGCUCUGUGUUCCACUCUCUCCUGGGUGUCGUGUCCUCUCUCUGAAAUGGAGCCGGAGGGAACGCGCCUGCCCGGUAAUUAAGGUUAAUGAGCACACUCCAUCUGGAGGGCGGAAAGGCGAAUCUGUUUUUCUGAGUGCACAUCCUUGGCGUUCAUUCCAGCCAGAAGGAUCCAGAAAACACAGAUAAUCUGGGGCAUGCUGCAAGGUUCUAGAGCCCCUUGUCCCGGCCCCAGACAAGACAGAGGUGGUCCAAAGGCAGCCUCUCCGAAGUCUGACCUCUACAACCUAUGCAGGGUGUCUGAUGAGAACUUACGGCAGAUCCUGGGCCUGGGAUCGCAGAGUCUGUGUCUGAGGCCGGACCGAGUGCUGUUGUGAGCGUCCGGCACAUCCCUCCUUCCCUGAGAGCCCCCCAGAGCCCAUGGCACAGGCCUGGCCGGGCCAGAAAGGCGGGCUGGCUCCAAGUUCAGCUCUCACUGCUCUGAGACUCCGAGAGAACUCCUGCUCCCCAUAUUCCAGUCUCUUUGCGUGUGAGAUAGAUGUGUUUUCAGGGUACGGUUCAAGGAACUCUAGGAUUUCUGUGGAUGCGUGGAAAGGAAGAGGCACACCACCCUCAAGGUAGUGUUUCUGCAGGGUAGCUGGAUUGCUUCUGUGGAUUAGCGGUUGCAGGAGACGGGUGUACUUCUGGGGGGAAAAGACAAAGCAAAUAUGCUCAGGUAAUAGGGUACAGAUUCUGCAUGAUGGGAUGUAGGCACUAAUUACAACAUCGUUUGCACUUGUCUUAAACCUCCAGAACAAUUAAAGCAGGAGUGGGUCUUGGCCUAGCCGUGAGCAGGGCACCAACCUCCCGCCCCCGACACGUGCGUGCAUCCAUAUCGACCUUCAAAGGUUCUUUUUACUUCCCACGAACUAUGUCAUAUUUGAAGGACUGGUCCUCCACUCUUUCACUUGGCAAAAUUUCUUGGCCCUCGUUUGUGUGUGUGUGUGUGUGUGCACGUGCUCCUUUUCAACGGCCUCGGAGUAUCUGGCGACACAGAUUCAGACCGUGACGGCGGUGACCACUGCAAUACUGACGUUCGCUUUGUUGUCCCUUUUUUACCGUCCCCACAAUGCUGCAACAAUGACCAUCUUUCGAAAUCCUGGCGCAAAGGAGCAGGAGAACUCUGACCAGGCACAGGCGUCCUCCCCGCCAGGCCGGGGCUCCCGCGGAAUCACGAGUGGCCGUCAGCUAACCACCAGCGCCGUCAGGUUUCCCUGCCCUCGCAGAGAUUCAAACAUCAGUGGCUGGAUAAUUCUGAGCAGUUCACCUCACACGCUACUCACCUGUCUCAAGGCCCUGAAGACGAAAUCUAGAAUUCAAGGCAUGCCAACAAGAAACAGCCCAGGGAAACUCCAGCCUCUCGAUCUAGAACCCUGGAGCACCAGACCGCAGAAGUGUUGUCAAAGCAGACGUGGUCACUAGCCUGGUUAACGAGACGUGGACCCCAGCUGGGUGAGCUCAGCUCCAUAUUGGAUUAGCUCACCUGCCUAAAGUCUAGCUGCUUCCCAGAGAAAGCGGUAAGCCUCCUGUACCCGAGGGUAAUGCCAUCUGGAGCCACGACAAUUGUUCUAUCAGUGCUUGGCAUCCCAGUGAAAUUUCCAUCAUAGAUGUAUCAAGACAUCAACAGAGGCGCCUGGGUGGUUCAGUCUUAAGGUUAAGCAGCCGACUCCUGAUUUCGGCUCAGGUUGUAAUCUCACACUUUCUGAGUUCGAGCCCCGCAUGGGGCUCUGUGCUCACAGCACAGAGCCUGCUUCGGAUCCUUUGUCUUUCCGCCCCUCCCACGUUCUCUCUCUCUCAAAACUGAAUAAAUGUUAAAAACAAUUAAAAAGAGAAAAAGAAACUGAACCAAAAGAAAGAAAAAACUGUACAAGCAAACCCACGGAUGACCCAGACAUUAGAGUUAUCAGAUGUGGUCUUUAAAAAAUAGUGAUGAGUUGUGUUCAAGAUAGUAGCUAACAAGGUGGAAAAUCCCACUGGAGAGCUGGAACAUUUUUCUAAAGGUUCACAUGGAAAUUAUACAACUGAAAAGUAUGGCUUAAAUGAACAUUUGAAUAGAUAGAUCUAGCAGCUAAUUGGAUAUAGCAGGAGAGAUUAGCAGACCGGAAGCUGGUUCAGUAGAAAGCGUUCAGACAACAGCAUAAAAAGAAAAACAAACACAGAAAUAAAGUGUAACAGACAAAGUGACAUAACGAAAAGGCCUAUGUGUACUUGGAGAGCCGGAAAGGGGAAAGAGAGAACAGGACAGAUGAGUGUUUGAAGAGGGGAAUACAGAGAAAAGCAUGCCCAGAUCAUCCACAGGGAACCAAAGACAGAGGAAAGAUCUUUAAGGCAGUCAGAGACACAGGCACAUUACCUUCAAAGAAGCCAACAGUUAGGACCGAAGGGAGUAUUGUCCCCACGAGCCCUUCCUUCCUGAGAGUCGCACUGGAGAACAUCUGUGCUGAUGGGCAACCCCAGCCGCAGGCCCAGGUGAGCACUAAAUGUGUCGAACCGGAAAACGCAGAUUAAAAAACAGUAUGGAAGGGUGAGAUAACAGAACCGGCUACAACGUAAAGAACAGGGAAAGAGGGUGGAAAUUGGGAUGAGCUCCCCAAUUCCUUCACCUGUAAUGACUGGGAAUGAAAGGACAUCGAACGUUGACAGUUCAGUUACAGAAACGUAAGCACAGCCAAGAACAGAGAAACAACCAAGGGCUAAUACUAGUCGCGAAAAUCGGGCGGAGGAAGACAACGGAGACACAGGAGUAGGACUCAGGGAUAAAGGAAAAGUCACAAAUAGGAAAUAAAAAUCAGACGAACAAAUAAAAUAUUAAUCUCAACUCUGUGCUUCCACGGUCAAGAGAGAGACCAAAAAUCCGAGAGAAAAACGGGUAAGAGGUAACAACAGACUAGAAUAGCAGCGAUCCGGCGAUUCGGCUCUGGAUCUACGCACCUCAAGGCAUCGAAGCGGGGCCCCCAGGAGACACCCGCGCGCACAGAUUCGCGGCAGCAUCGUCCGCAACGGUCAAGGGCUGGAAGCAGCCCACCUACCCAUCCGUGGAGGAACGGAGCGGAAUAUUACCCGGCUUAGCAAGGAAGGAAGGCCCGACGGCUGCCACAGCACAGAUGAGCCUGGUGGACACGAUGCCGACUGAAGUGAGCCACCAGAAAGGGACAGAGGCUGCAGCAUCCACUCCCGUGAGGUCCCGAGAGGAGCCAAGUGCACGGAGACAGAAAGGAGGUGGUGGGUGCCGGGGGCCGGCUGUUUAAUGGCGACCGAGUUUCAGUUUUGCAGGAUGAAGACUUCAGGAGGCGGACGGACGGUGGGGCUGGUGGGUGGCCCAACGCUGCCAGUGUCCUUAGUGCCCCUGAAAUGCACACCGUGGAAAAUCUUACGUGACGUACACUUUACGAGAAAUUGUAAAACGCUGUAAUUUUUAUUUUAUUUAUUAAUAAAUGCUUCACGCCCAGCACGGAGCCCAAUGUGGGCUUGAACUCAUGACCCCGGGAUCGAGACCUGAGCUGAGAUUGAGAGUCACAGGCUUAACCGACGGAGCCGCCCAGGCGCCCCUGAAACGCUAUAGCUUUUGAAAGAAAGAAGGAGAUUGAAAAAGCAGCACUAGAAUAAAGCGUUCGGCCCCGGCACCGUGCCCGGUGAAGAGCCACCGGGUCAGCCCUUCCUGCCAGACCAGGUGGUGCCGGGGCCGCGUGUCCCAGGAGGUGACGGGCUCUCGUCCUCUUCUGUUGCAGCUGCCGCCUGCACAGGUGCCUCCUCCUGAGUGAAAGGCCACCGCUGUCACUGGCUCCCCGCGGUCACGUCCGGCCACCCACCCCCCGCCCUCCCAGAGCAGCCUGACCCAGAGUGCGGGCCACCCGGCAGCCCUUCUGACGUGGUGACCGCUCCGACCGGCAGGCGUGGAAAAUGGUACCCGUCGACCCUGGGCUGGAGGAGGAGCCCGCAGCCGCAGCCCCGACAUGGAGGAGCCCACGCCCGAGCCCGUCUUCGUGGACGUGGACAAAGGGCUGACCCUGGCCUGCUUCGUCUUCCUCUGCCUCUUCCUCGUGGUCAUGAUCAUUCGCUGCGCCAAGGUCAUCAUGGACCCGUACAGCGCUAUCCCCACGUCCACCUGGGAGGAGCAGCACCUGGAUGACUGAGGCGCGGCCGGGGGACCCCGAGUCCCCCGGCCGCCCCGUGUCCCCCGGCCGCCCGAGUCCCCCGGCCACUCCCGAGUCCCCCGGCUGCCCUGUGUCCCCUGGCCACCCCAUGUCCCCCCACUGUCCGCCUGCAAACCCAUGGAGCUGGGAUGUAGGCGGUUCGCUGCUCCCUCUGGAGCCCCAGAGGGAAGUGAGUGGGGUGCCAAGGGGGUCUCGAGGGUGGCCCAGCCUGGACAUGCCAACGGCACGGGCCCCGGAGGCCCGCGGAGGCCGUCCCUCGCGGGGACUCACUGUGGGAUGACAGGGUGGCCCCCGUCCCUGGCUCUUGCGCACCUUCUGGGAGGGGAUCCAGGGCAGACACGCACCAUCACGCAACAGAGCCCUCGCUGUGGGGACACCGUCUGCCCUUAACAUGCAAAGCAGCACUCGCGCCAGCCCCCUGACCCCGAGUCCGGCCCGGAGGCCGGUGGGUGUGCAGGUGGAGGCCGGUGUUCUCACAAGGCACAGGGCUGCUUCCGGGCAGUAUUUUUUUUUUUUUUUUUUUUUUUUAACUAAAACGCAGAGGGGUCUAUUUUUCCUGUCAUAAAAGAAAUGGGCAUCUUGGGAGCUUGGGAAAAUACAGAAAAAUAGAAGGAAAGGGGAAAAUAACACCUAUAAUCCCACCUCCCCAAAGCCACCAUUUUGGUAUAUUUCUCCCAGGCUCUUUUUACACGUCUUUUUAAAUAGCCCAAUUCACACGUACGCACGACGUUGUGCCGCCUCCUCCCGUCCCAUCAGCCUCCCCUCGGCCGUCACCCACAUCUGUGACCAUGGAGCCCGCAAUGCUGGUCCCGAAUCCCGGCCCCCUUCCUUCCUCGCUACAGGACCCCAAACAGCUCGGUCAGCCUCUCUGAGCCCCAAUUCCCUCACCUGUGACACGAGGGAGUGACGUCUACCUCACAAGGUUGUCGUGAGGACGGAAUGAAGGAGCACUCCUUGACUCCCCCACCCCGGGGAGAAGCCAGGGGCCUGAGCCGGGAGCGCGUGGGCUCUGGGGCCCCCUCCCCGCAGAGCCUGGGACCCUGGAAGCUCCUCAACCUCCCGGGGCCGCUUCCAAAGCCAAAUAUCCCGGCCAGGACCCCUGGUCAAAGGGACACUCACAGCAACCUCUUCCAGCACCUGACCUCAAGGGAUAUGCUGUCUACUGAUUUACACAACUGUCAUUGUCAUAUGUUUAAGCACACACGGUAUGCAGUUAGGCUGGACUGCCUGAAGCCCCUUCCUCCGAGGCAUCUAUGCCGUCCCUGCAAGGGGUGGCCGGCCACCCCCGAGGGACAGACCUGCACCUGUGGGGAAACCCAAUGCUCCCUUCCCCUCACCGGCAUCUCCGCUCCGGGCCCCCCUGCAACCCAGGCCACCUGGGCAACAGGUUUCCAAAGCACCGUCACCACCAGGUGACCCCGAAAAUGAACAAGACCACGGCUGUUCAGGCACGUACUGGGGCCUGUCCGGCUGUCCUCCCCCCACACAUGCGCGCACACGCCAGGUGGGACGCACAAAGGGACAGCUGGGAGAGGCAGCGAGCCCAGAUGCGCUGGAGGCUCUGAGAGAAGGAUCUAGAGCAAGGACCUUGUGCACUGCCCCAGGCCCAGCAGCAGCCUUCACUGUGCGGCCUGCCUCAGAGACACGCACUUCUGUGAAAAGCGCAUCAGCAGGGAUUUGCAGCGUGAAUGAGCGCCGUCUCCCCGUCAGUUAAUAGCAAGCCCCAGGAGCAAGGAAAGUUCUGGAAGGCCUUGGCUGGAGGUACUUCAGAAUCCUCAAGAGUGACGAUCAGGCGCCCUAGGGCCGUGCCACCCGAACUGUGGUGAGAGACAGAGUGCAUCUCCAGAGGUGAGGAGCAUGCUGGGAAUCCAGAACCCGGGCCCCACCCCGGACCUGCGGGGCCAGCGUCCCUGGGGGGUGGCGCCCAGGAACCUGUGGGCGAGACCCGCUGAGUGCCGGCCGGGCACACGGGAGUUAGAGAAGCACAGCCCCCGGGAUCCCUGGCCCCACGUCCCUCUUUUCCACACUUAACAUCUGUGGGUGUUUCCCACCGUCUCUCUGGACUGGUUUGUUGUUGUUGUCGUUGUUUGGUUUUGGUGGCAAGAGGGAAGAAUAUUUCAGAAAAGAUGAAAAAUAAAAAACUCACGCCCCAUCCAAGCCUCCCAUCAAACAGCGAUUUUCAUUGUGUGUCCAUACGCCCCCUUCUGACCCUUGCCCGAAUGCCAAGAUAUACUCCUUAGAAAUGUCAUCAGUUACAUACUCUAAAACCCUACUCUCUCCUAACAUUACCUCUGGAGCCCGCUGCCACGGCCUUCCCCGUUACCCUCUCGGUGGCCGUGGAUGAACCGUCUGGUGCAUUGUCCACAUUCCCCUUAGGAAGCACUUGGAUCGCUUUCAUUUUCCCCGUUCUGCACGUGCCAGGAGACGCAGGUGACGAAGGCCGAGAGCUCGCUCAGGACAGCGGGGAAUAAACAUUCAAACUACACCCCCUCCACCUAAGAAAGCCGUCGGCCAGGGACGCCUGUCUAAGCCUUUGGCCCCGUUAAGGGGAACUCCAGGCAUCUGCUGCUACUCCCUGAUGCUAAGGGAGGAGGCGGCGGGUCUUCUGCGAUCAGAUCCUCUGAGCCAGUUCCUGGCUAGUUGAGGUGAGCUCUGGGGUUGUGGAUGGAGAGAGAAACCGCCCCGCAAAAGAAAUGAGCAGCGUUUUUGAAGACUGGAAGCUGGCAGAGAGGGAAUGGAAGCAGAAAGAGAGAGAGGCCUGUGGGGUUGGCCACAGCUCGAGGCUUAAGGGAAACUGGGACCAGACAGAAACUCCCCACCGCACAGAAGGGGAGAGGGGCUCUGCUACAAUCCCUCCCCGUUACGCCAAACCCUCGGUAAAGUCUGACACACAACCCCUCUCGCGUGGUGUCUGGGGCCAUCGGCAUGGUGGGCGGUGCGACAGAGUGCAGGUGGGGUAACAAAAAUGGGCAGAAGCGGGACACCAGGACGGCAGUCAGCGGGGGAAACACGGCCCCUGAGGACGCACAGACGGGCCGACCUGAGCAACGGGCCACGAGCUUCACCAGCUCGCAGCAUCAUAUUCCACCGUCUCUGUUCGGUCUUUUCCAACUAGUCACUCGCGUCUCCGUGGUUUUAUUGAAUCGAAAGACGCGGGUCUCCCUCGCCCAAACAUCAUCCCAGACCUCCAGGUCAACCCAACCUUAAAGGGGCCCGUCCUGCUUCCAACACCAGCCGGAGAGGACUGCCAAGCCGGUGUGGUUUCCUGCACCGCGGUCUCGCCGCUGAGGACCGGUCCUGUGGACUGGUCCUGUGAUGGGUGACAACCUGCGGGGCCCCCUGGCCCAUGGCCCGGCCUGCGGACGGGUGCCCCAGCUGAGCUCCCUGGGCACACACAGGUCAUCUGCAUCCAGGGGGACCCACGGCCUCAGCUCUGCCGGCCUUCCCCCUGCGUGUCACUCCUGGACGGUCACCAGCUAA
This is a messenger RNA of Acinonyx jubatus (cheetah), 12474 nucleotides long. RefSeq names its product cortexin domain containing 1 (gene CTXND1). Lineage: Eukaryota; Metazoa; Chordata; Mammalia; Carnivora; Felidae. The transcript is spliced from 2 exons. The coding region runs from base 8794 to 8973 and encodes 59 amino acids. The record is from RefSeq and is a predicted model, not a curated record.